CAUAAAUUAAUGAGAAAAUUGAAUUAUGUAUCAUUGUAUGGUUUCACAGUGCGAGCAAUUCAUAGUUAAGUAGCAAUCAUAGGUGGUGGUACUGCAGGUUUAAAUGUUUCUGCAUAAUUGGUUCGAGAUGGCCAUUUUAUCCCAUAACAGAUUCGUAUAUUUGAACCAUAUAAGAUGCAUGCGUAUCAAACAGGAUGGACUAUGGUAGGUAGAUUAAUUAUUAUUAAAUAAAGGUGGUGGGAUGUGUAAAGUAGAAUCAACAAUGAAACCAAUGGAAAAAGUUCUACCAAAAAAUGUAUGUUUGAGUGAUUGCCCAGUUGUGAGAAUUGAUCCAGAAUAGAAUACAAUAAGAACUAUGGACGGAUAAAAAUAUACAUAUGAUUAAUUAAUUGUAGCAAGUGGAGUACAACGUGAUUAUGCUUCUAUAAAAGGUAUAAAAUUAUAUAUAUAUAUUUUAAGGAGCCUUGUAAUAACUUGAAAACCCUGAAGCUCCGGUAGGAAGUAUCUACUAUUAUAGAUAUGCUUAGAAGAUUAAUAAAAUGAUAAAAGAGUUUGAAGGGGGUAAAUUAAUAUUUUCAGAACCACCAACAAAAUGUGAGGGAAUCCCUUCUAAUAUUGUAUUCUUAACACAUGAAAGAUUAUCAAACAGAGGAGUUAAAUGUGAUUAUCAUGUAUACAAAGCUAAUGAUUGUGUUUUUGGUAUACCUAAAUAUGCAGAAAUACUUGGAGAAUUGGCAAGUGAAAAAGGAAUACAUUGGCACCUUAAAAAAAGAUUAAUUGAAGUUUAAGAUCAUAAAGUAAUCUUUGAAGAUGUUGAAACUAAAUAGCUAUAUACAUCUGAUUAUGAUUUCUUACAUAUAGUUCCACCUUAAGUAUAUAUAUUCAUACAAUAUUUCAUUAAGAAACCUGCUUCAUUUAUUGCUGAUAGUGGAUUAGGUGAUUCAGAUGGUUAUGUAAAUGUACAUCCAAAUACUCUAUAACAUGUAAGAUAUGCUAAUGUCUGGGCUUUAGGAGAUUGUUCUUCUCUUCCUACAUCUAAAACUGCUGCAGCUGUUAUGGCUUAAACUCCUAUUCUAAUAAAAAAUCUAAUUAGAACUUGGAAAUUAAAAUAACCACCUCUAUCAGAAUAUUAAGGUAUCCUAUUAAACUAUUUUCUAGGUUAUACAUCAUGCCCUGUUUACACUUCAAAUAAAAAAGUUUUAUUAGCAGAAUUCAAGUACAACAAAGAACUAGACGAAACUUUUCCUGUAUUUCAAUCUUCUGACAGCAAAGUCAUGUAUUUGAUGAAGAAGCAUUUCUUCCCAUUUGCAUACUGGCAAUUAAUGGUUAGAGGACUUUGGGGAGGUAGAGAUGGAAUAAGAUUAUUUAAAGGAGUUUGAAAAGAUGCUAAUAUCAUAAAAAUAUAAUCAUUAUGUAAAAUUACCUGUCU
Molecule: messenger RNA, 1429 nt
Organism: Paramecium sonneborni
Lineage: Eukaryota; Ciliophora; Oligohymenophorea; Peniculida; Parameciidae
Source: the annotation of a GenBank genome assembly